AUCGCCAAUCAGGGCAUUUCCCGCGUCACCAUUACCACCCCUAACUCGCCCGGCCACCCUAAGGCCUAUUUAGUCUAACUCUCGCUCGCUCGCCUUGGCCGCCCACUCAUCUGUCCAACCCUUCCUCUACCCGUUCUCCUUAUAGAACACCCACGACCUUGGCGUCGAACUUGCCAAAGCUUAUACAUCGAUGAAGGAAAGCUCAACUGACGAGGCCCUUUCUGUAGAUCGCAUACGCUCCUGGGCACAAGAUCACGCGUAUGGAGGCUCCAACGAACCCACGCCGUCCAGCCACAACGAACCCGUCCCUGUGGUAGAUAGCAACAACGACUCACAGUCGAGGCUCAAGGGGAAUAGCGAUGCCGCCACUAACGGUCCUGGCCGCCAUCAACCUCCUCUCGCCGGCGGUCCGGGGCCUCGAAACGCGUCAGGGCCGGCGUCGGAUGGCGAGAAGGCCGGUAAUCCAGUUGCACCGAUACCUGAAAUUGAGGGGACGGGGCCUGUCGUAGACGGCUCCGGAGGAAACAAGAAACCCAACAUCAUCAUCGAAACCUACCUGGAAUUCAAGAAGGUCCUCCUCCACAGCUGGAUCAACGUGUUCCUAAUCUUCGUCCCCGUCGGGAUCAUCAUCGCGAAUAUCCCGCAGAGGAAUUCCGGAGCCACUUUCGGUGUCAAUGCCGUCGCUAUCAUUCCCCUCGCCGCACUCCUCAGUCACGCUACGGAGUCCGUAGCUCGAAAGAUGGGAGAUACCAUCGGCGCGUUGCUCAACGUGACCUUUGGCAAUGCUGUCGAAUUAAUCAUCUUCAUCAUCGCCCUAGUCAAGGGAGAGAUUCGCAUCGUCCAGGCCUCCCUGCUCGGGUCGAUUCUCGCGAACUUGCUGCUUAUUCUAGGCAUGGCCUUCUUCCUAGGCGGUCUCCGAUUCCGAGAGCAGAUUUACAACAGCACCGUGACACAGAUGAGUGCGUGUCUGCUCAGCUUAAGCGUGAUUAGCCUCAUGCUACCCACCGCGUUUCAUGCGUCGUUCAGAGACAAGGCGGAAGCGGAUAGCGAAUCUCUCAAGAUAAGUCGCGGUGUUAGCAUUAUCCUUCUGUUGGUAUAUGUUGUCUACCUUCUGUUUCAGCUUAAGUCGCACGCAUAUAUGUACGAGUCGACUCCUCAACAUAUCAUCGACGAGGAAGCAUCACCGGGACCCGCCGCCGCAUGGCUCGAGUCCUCUGAUUCGGACUCGAGCUCCUCGUCGGACUCCGACUCUGACAAUUCCGGACACUCUCGAGAGACCAUGUCGAAGCGUAUCAAGCGAACCAUCCGCGGGCAUCGUCGCAGAAAGUCGAGCGUGGCAUCUUUAGACACGGAUGAUGGCACCCGAACCCGCACUUCGUCGCUCGGAACGAACAGCGCUAGUCCCGCUCAUGAAAGUUCCAAGUCUGGCGAUUCCAAUGGCCACGGCUUCUUUCCGCGGGUGAAUUCUCAGGGUAGCGAAGAGGUCAUCAAGGAAGAAGAGGAUGCCGAGGCUCCUCGCAAACGGCACAAGCGAUCCAAGCGGAAGCAUCGCCGACGUGCGAAGAAAGCCGCCGGCCAAGCGGAUCCCGAAGCUCACUCGGAUAACAUCGCGGGUCUCGCGUCGGACGCGGUGCGAAGUCCAGUGGCAACCGACGGGGAGCCACGCCGAGUUGAUUUCGCAGAUGCGGUUACUAAUAUCGAUGGCCAGUCAGAAGCGGCCCCGCCCGGGGCCAGGCGGCCUUUCAACCAACUACGCAGCAUCUCGAUAGCCAAGAGCUUCACGCCGACCGUUUUCACGCAGCAGCCCGAGUCUAGUGUGCUACCUACGGGAGCCAUGGGCCCCGUGCCGCGGGUCCGAUACGGAAUCCGCAGGACGAAUUCCCUCCCGGAGCGACUCAACCGGUACCAGUACCGACCCCCCGGCGCUAUGAUGCCCUCGCAGGUCCCGGUGUCAGUCUUGACUGGUAGCCCUAGUGAACCGGGCAAAGAGCACGAGGACGACUUGUCGCGCGGUGCCGCCAUCAUCAUGCUGCUAGUCUCGACGGCGCUGGUAGCGACGUGUGCCGAAUUCAUGGUAGAUGCGAUCGACGACGUAGUAGAGCAUAGUGCGCUCAAGGAAACUUUUAUCGGCUUGAUCAUCCUCCCCAUUGUUGGGAAUGCGGCAGAGCAUGUGACGGCGGUCGCGGUGGCCAUGAAAAACAAGAUGGACCUGGCAAUCGGCGUGGCAAUCGGCAGCUCGAUUCAGAUCGCCCUCUUCCUGACACCGCUGGUGGUGAUGAUCGGCUGGAUGAUCGGCCAGCCGAUGACGCUGUACUUCACUCUCUUCGAGACGGUCUGCCUCUUCGUGUCGGCCUUCAUCAUUAAUUUCUUGAUCCUGGACGGACGAAGUAACUAUCUCGAGGGCGCGUUGCUCUGCGCAACAUACGUCAUCAUCGCGGUGGUUGCCUUUUUCUAUCCGGAGGGGGACGCGGCCGGCGCUCUGGGCGCUUAGCAUGGCGCUUAGCUCUCGUCUAAGACGGCCGCUACCCCGGCCUCGGGAAGUGUGCGGUGUAGAAAGCAGAAAAGGAAGGGGUUGAAGGGGCUGAGGGCAGAAUCCGUAGGGGCAGCUUCGGGUCGGUAGCUAGGGCAAGGAUUCGGGCAACUAUGAGUAGACGAGGGGAGUUUACGGGGAUGAUUAGG
This is a messenger RNA of Durotheca rogersii, 2679 nucleotides long. Its product is annotated as calcium/proton exchanger. Gene Ontology annotation, biological process: intracellular calcium ion homeostasis; calcium ion transmembrane transport. Gene Ontology annotation, molecular function: calcium:proton antiporter activity. The coding region runs from base 191 to 2491 and encodes 766 amino acids. Gene Ontology annotation, cellular component: fungal-type vacuole membrane. NCBI's taxonomy places the organism in Eukaryota, Fungi, Ascomycota, Sordariomycetes, Xylariales, Xylariaceae. The record is from RefSeq and is a predicted model, not a curated record. The transcript is spliced from 7 exons.